Electrophorus electricus (electric eel) is the source of this 6576-nucleotide messenger RNA. Lineage: Eukaryota; Metazoa; Chordata; Actinopteri; Gymnotiformes; Gymnotidae. The record is from RefSeq and is a predicted model, not a curated record.
UUCUCCUCGUUUGCAAACUCAUACGAAGGAUCGCGGUUCUUUGUAGCCUAUCACCGAAGGGAUCGGGGGAGCUGGCUCCCUCCCUUUUGUUUGAUCGAGAGAGCAGGGUAAUACAGGGGACAUUCAGCUUCGUUAAAAGUAAAAUCAGUUUGGGGGGACAGGCUGACGUGCCAGCUCUUACAGGUGCGAGUCUAUUUGUGUUCGCUCCAUAUCGCAGCCUACCUGUAUCAUGUGAGCGAGCUCUCGGUACGCAUGGAAAAGCAUGAAGCGCUUCGACGUUGAAUUCUUAACAAUGUUCCGAUAGUUACCACGGAUUUCUAGCAAAACGUUGUAGACUACCGCGUCCCGGCAUAUCCAAGGAAUCGAUUGUUGUUUUUCGUGUCGAAAUCCAGCGAACCAAGACGCCAGUUUGGGAAGAGAAUAAUGCGAAGUUUUUCUCCAAACACAGUUGGAGAUUGACGUGGAAUCGAGUAAGUUUUCGGAGACCAGGCGUCGUGCGUGUGCUGAACUUUAACUAAAGCACGUCUGCCCUGCACGACAGGACCAUUGGAUAGGGAUUGAGGAGGAGGGAAGAGCCAGAAAAUGGCGUGGCGGUGCGUGGCAGCCCUUACAGUGCUGCUGUGCAUUGGCCACUCCUCCUGCGAUCAACCUCGUCCCCAGUUCUCCUCAGACUCUGACAUCAACACAGUGGUCCAGGAUGUUCGCACAGGCCGCAUCUACCUGGGCGCAGUCAACGCCAUCUACCAGCUGGACACGGGCUUGCGCAAAGAGAGCAUGGCCGUCACAGGUCCAAAGAAGGACCACCCAAGCUGCACGCCGCCAAUCACGGCGCAGUGCACAGAGGCAACAGAAACAGACAAUAUCAACAAGCUGCUCCUGGUGAACGGAGCCAGCGGCACUCUGGUGGCAUGUGGCAGCAUAUUCCGUGGCAUCUGUGCAUUGCUGAACCUGAGCUGCGUGGAGCAGCAGGUUUACUACAGUGACGCCAAGGGCGAGAAGACCUACGUAGCCACCACAGACAAGACCGUGGCUGUGGUCGGCGUGAUCUCGCACUUCAUCAAGGACGGCCAGAAGCUGAGCGUCUUCCUGGUGGGGAAAGGCUACAGCGGCUCGGACGGCUCCAAGCUGAUCAGCACGCGCCUCCUGCAGGAACAACCCAACAUGGACAUGUUUGAGAAUGUAAUGGAGACGUCUACGGUACAGACCAGCCUGUACGUGCAGCGCUACCAGCAUGACUUCCGCCACGCCUUUGCGCACGGAGGCCACAUCUACUUCCUGUUCUCGCGUGCUGCUAACGUGGGCGAGAGUAGACGGGCCACCUUUGCCGUGCGCCUCUGUGAGAAUGACGACCACUACUAUUCGUACACAGAGCUGCAGCUCAACUGCAGCGCCGGGACAGAGAAAGUCUACAACCGGCUGCGCGCAGUGCACGUAGCAGCGCCUGGCCGCGUGCUGGCCCGCCGCCUUGGGCUCAAUGAGUCAGACGUUGCUAACCGGGUGCUGUUCGCUGUCUUUGGAUCGGACGAUGAGGUGGCCAGCUCGGCACUCUGCAUCUACCCUCUCAGCAGCAUCGACCGCCGGCUCGAAGAGGUCAUCGAAUCCUGCUACCGCGGUGAGCUCCUGUCUGAUGGCAAGCCCAAAACUGUCUACUCGCCGUACUCCAAUGAUGCCAUUUGCAAAACUAAGCGAGAGCAAAAAAACAUUGUAAAGCAGUACCCAUGUGGAGCAGAGUUCCUACCCUCUCCCUUGGCCAGUAGGGCAGAGUUUGCCCUGACUGCCACACCCUCCUACUUCCGCCAGAGCGAACUGACCUCCGUGGCCGUGUCUGUGAAGCACAACCACACCGUGGCCUUCCUGGGCACCAGCCUGGGUGAGGUGUUCAAGGUGCAUCUGGCCAACCAGUCUGAAGCCUAUGGCAAAAUUCCUGGAGAUGGUGCUGAUGGUCCAGUAAACAGAAACAUGUUUUUCGACUCCAGCUCGGCCCAUCUGUUCAUUACUACCUCCAGAAAGAUCACCAAGGUCCCCGUGCAGACGUGCGAGCAGAAGAAGGACUGCGGGUCCUGUGUGCAGCAGCAUGACCCUUACUGCGGCUGGUGCGUGCUGCAGGGCAGAUGCACCAUAAAGGAGGACUGCAGGAGAGGAGAGGAGAAGAACACUUGGCUGUGGAGUCCCAACCAUCAGUGCGUGACCAUCAAGGCCUUCCAGCCUCCACACCUCAGCUGCAAGAAGACCCAGCAGGUGGAGAUCGAUGUCCCCGCCCUCCCCAGCAUUGUGGAUGGUCGGCUGAAGUGUAUAAUUGGUGCUUUCCGGAGCGGCGCGGUCAUGCAGGGCAGCAAGGUCACCUGCGGUCUCCCAAACCCCAUAGACAUACCACCCACACCCAAGACCCAAGACUUCGUGACCGUGCCAGUGAAGCUGGUAGUGGACGACACCAUCGAGGUGGCGGCCAGCGAGUUCAAGUUCUACAACUGCACCGCCGUCGUCCAGAAGGCAGCAAACACACCGUGCUCUGUGUGCGUGAAAAGCGAGUGGCGCUGCCAGUGGAACAUGCAGACGCACACCUGCGGCGACCUGGACGAUCCUCACAUCAACCUUCACGAGCCUGACGGAUGUCCUCGGUUCGAGAACCCUGAGCCAGCGCUCAUUCCCGUGGGGUUCAAAAUCCCCAUCAGCUUUCAUGGCAAGAAUUUGGAGCAGUACAGGGGUAAAAGCUUCCAGAUUGGCACUGAACUCAUGAAGCAGGUGGGCGAAGUGUUCGUUGAAGAAGGAAUGUUCAACUUCGAGGGUUAUGAGUUUACUUACAACAAGAUGCCCGAGGUGAACGUGACUUUCUACGUGAAGGAAAAGGGAACAGAGAAGAAGAUUGACAGCACCCUGCAGGUGGGGCUGUAUAAUUGCUCAGUGGGCCGAGAGGACUGCAGCCUGUGUAAGAACGCCGAUGAGAAAUACAAUUGUGUGUGGUGCGACACUACGCGCUCCUGUAUCUACCAAAAGCUCUGCCCCAAGGAGCUUCGUCUGUGCCCUUCUCCCAGCAUCACAGACAUUGUGCCGCGGUAUGGGCCGACAAGCGGCCAAAUCCAGGUCACCAUAAAAGGCUCCAACCUGGGCAUGAAGAAGGAGGACAUCAAGAGGAUCGUGGUGGCAGGGGUCCCAUGUAAGCACAUGGCGGAAAAGUACUCCGUCUCCACCAGUAUUGUGUGUGAGGUUGGGCCCCUGCGAAAGCCCCCUGUGGAUGUGCUGAGUCCCCCCAACCCACAGGGCCCUGUGGAGGUGGAGGUGGAGGGGGACAGGAGGGGUGUGUCAAACGUCCUCUUCACGUACAGGGACCCCGUUCCUGAGACAGUGCAUCCCACAAAAGGGCCCGCAGGUGGGGGGACGGUCAUCACCAUCUCGGGCCAGCACCUGGACACAGCUACAAAAGAUGACAUCAGCGUCACCGUGGGGACUGUGCCCUGUGAACUGCUCGUCUUUGGACCCCACAUCACAUGUAGGACAGGCCCAUACAAAGGCAGCCAGAUUCCUUCCGAUCCGCUCAGAGUCACGGUUAAGUAUGGCACAAACAUGUCCGUAGAAGUGCCGGCCUUCACCUACGCGGCCAACCCCAAGGUCACGGACUAUUUCCCCAGGGCCAGUUUUGUGUGUGGAGGCAGGAGGGUGACUGUGGUGGGGUUGGGCUUUGACCUGGUCCAGACAGCCACCAUGCGAGUGCUGCCCUCUACUGAUGAAUUCAACGUGCAGUCCGGCAAUGCUGAGUUUGUGCAGGAGGCUAUCAGUAAGAAUGACACAGCCCUAGAGUUCCUCUCCCCAGCAGUGAACAAGAUGUUUUCAUCCUUCCGGACCGUUCUACAACUAGACAACUUCCAGAAGAACCUGACUACCUUUGAGUAUCACCCUGAUCCCACCUUCUUCAACCUGACCAACAAAGCCAUCACUGCAGGCAGUAUCAUCAUCAUCAAUGGUCAGGGGCUGUCUAAGGCCAUGACUGUCCAAGAAGCACAGGCGUUCGUCGGGGACGAGCCCUGCAACAUCACCAUCCUGCAGGAUGACAAGCUGUUCCUGGUGGCACCACUUAACCCGCCCAAGUCACGCUCCCGACGCCAGCGCAGGGAUGCUAGCGCUGAGACCAUGGAGCUGGUGAUUAAGUUUGGCAAUGGCGAGUGGAACGUGGGCACUGUGCACUAUGAGAAGAAGAACGAGGUUCCACUUUACAUCAUCAUCCCAGCUGUCAUCUUGCCCAUGCUGAUCUUCAUCGCCGUGUCUGUCUACUGCUACAGGCGAAAGAGUCAGCAGGCAGAGAGAGAGUAUGAAAAAGUGAAACACCAGCUGGAGAGUCUGGAGGAGAGUGUGCGGGACCGCUGUAAGAAGGAGUUCACAGACCUGAUGAUCGAGAUGGAAGACCACACCAGUGAUAUGAGUGAGGCACGGAUCCCCUUCCUGGACUACAAGACCUACACGAACCGUGUCUUCUUCCUGCCCUCCAAGGACGGCGCUAAUGAUGUCAUGAUCACAGGCAAGCUGGACAUCCCAGAAAAGCGGCGGGCCAUCGUGGACCAAGCACUCAACCAGUUUUCCAACCUACUCAACAGCAAGACCUUCCUGAUCAAUUUCAUCCGCACACUGGAGAGCCGGCCAGAGUUCAACGCCCGCAGCAAGGUGUACUUUGCCUCGCUGCUCACCGUGGCCCUGCACGGAAAGCUAGAGUACUACACCGACAUCAUGAGGACGCUGCUGCUCGAGCUCAUGGAGGAGCAUGUGCACAGCAAGAACCCCAAGCUGAUGCUACGCAGGUCGGAGACAGUCGUCGAGAGGAUGCUGUGUAAUUGGAUGUCCAUUUGCCUCUACCAGUUCCUCAAGGACUCAGUCGGCGAGCCGCUAUACAAGCUCUUUAAAGCUAUAAAGCACCAGGUGGAAAAGGGGCCAGUGGACAGUGCGCUGAAGAAGGCGAAGUACACCCUGAAUGACACAGGCCUGCUGGGAGACGACGUGGAGUACUGCGUCCUGACUCUGCAGGUGCUGGUCCACGGUGAAGGCCCCGACGUGACCCCCGUGAAAGUACUGAACUGCGACACCAUCUCCCAGGUGAAGGAGAAGAUCAUUGAGCAGGUGUACCGCAACCUGCCCUACUCCCAGAGACCCACCGUGGACAGCGUCGCUCUCGAGUGGCGCCCUGGCUCAACUGGGCAGAUUUUGUCUGACCUGGACUUGACUUCGCAGAAGGAAGGCAGAUGGAAACGCCUCAACACUCUGGCCCAUUACAAUGUUAGAGACAAUGCCACUCUGGUAUUGUCCAGAGUCCUACAUACUCAACAGUCUUUCGACCAGAACCAGGACAGCCAUGAAGAGAGAAGCGCUCUGCUCGAGGACGACAAGGUCUUCCACCUGGUUAGGCCAGCGGAAGAGCUGGACGAGAUAAAAUCCAAGAGAGGCAGCAUGAAGGACAAGGCAACCACCAAAGCCAUCACUGAGAUCUACUUGACCAGGCUGCUUUCCAUGAAGGGCACGCUGCAGCAGUUUGUUGACGAUUUCUUUCGUAGCGUUCUGUGUUCGGGGACAGCCGUCCCCCCAGCCGUGAAGUACUUCUUCGACUUCCUGGAUGAGCAGGCCCACAAACACGACAAUGUGGACGAGGAGACCAUCCACAUAUGGAAGACUAACAGUUUGCCCCUGCGGUUCUGGGUAAAUAUUCUGAAGAACCCGCACUUCAUCUUCGAUGUGCAUGUCACUGAGGUGGUGGAUGCCUCGUUAUCCGUCAUCGCUCAGACCUUCAUGGACGCCUGCACCAAGUCCGAGCACAAGCUCAGCCGGGAAUCUCCAAGUAACAAGCUUCUCUAUGCAAAGGAGAUAUCCACAUAUAAGAAGAUGGUUGAUGAUUAUUAUAAAGGCAUCCGUCAGAUGGUGCCCGUCAGCGACCAAGACAUGAACACACAUCUGGCUGAAAUCUCACGGUCUCACACAGACCAGCUGAACACUCAGGUUGCCUUGCACCAGCUCUAUCGGUACGCCAGCAAGUACUACGAUGGGAUCAUCUCAUCGCUGGAGGAAGACCCGGCGGCACAAAGCAAGCAGCUUACCCUGCGGCUGCAACAGAUUGCCGCCGCGCUGGAGAACAAAGUCACCGACCUGUAGGGCUGAGACCCCUAGGCUGGUUGGAACAGCUGUGCCUGAGUGGGCGGAGUCAGUGGGGUGGGCAGAGUUGGUUUCAAACCCCUCUAGGUCCCCAGGGUGGAGCCAAGCCCCUCUCUCGUCUCUGAAUAAUUUGGACAAAGAAGCCUUCAUUUUGAACUAUAACAAAGGGAAAUGAAGUCUUAUGGAGCCUGAUGCGUUCUCACCAAUAUCCCUACAGCUUACUUUCAUCUUUGUUCUAAGGGAACUGUUCAGACUGAAUGAGCCACGAGGUGCUGAAAGAAAAUCGAAAUUGGGAUUCAGAGGCUUGAAUCACUAUGGUACUUCAUGCAUCUUUGCCAGCCAUGAUGAAAUUCAGUGUCCAUUCUGCUGGCUCCCCCAGUAAUUAGAUCACUUUAAUCUUCCUGUGUGGAUGAAAUUAAAAGUAUUAUGUGUGUGUGUGUGUGUGUGUGU